This is a messenger RNA of Hansenula ciferrii, 1581 nucleotides long. It is a transcript of the gene UTP7, whose product is annotated as Utp7p. The record is from RefSeq and is a predicted model, not a curated record. The transcript has a single exon. Gene Ontology annotation, molecular function: protein binding. NCBI's taxonomy places the organism in Eukaryota, Fungi, Ascomycota, Saccharomycetes, Phaffomycetales, Wickerhamomycetaceae. Gene Ontology annotation, cellular component: nucleolus; 90S preribosome; small-subunit processome. Bases 1 to 1581 code for a protein of 526 amino acids. Gene Ontology annotation, biological process: maturation of SSU-rRNA from tricistronic rRNA transcript (SSU-rRNA, 5.8S rRNA, LSU-rRNA).
AUGGGUAAAUUCACAGGUAAAAAUGGUACUCAAGAUAGAGAAAACUUGGAUAAAUUUGAAAGAAAUUCAGAUGGAUUCAAAAAAUCAUCAAAAUUUUCUAAAGAUAAAAAAUUAAAACAUGGUUUAAGAAAAGUUAAUGAUCAAUAUAAACAAGCUGUUAGAUCAGCUGCAGCUACUGAAAUGUUAUUACAAGAAGAUGCAGGUUUCUUGGAAGCUGAGGGGAUGGAACGUACCUUUAAAUUUAAACAAUCUGAUAUCAAAAAAGAAGUUGAUCAAACUACUUCAAAUAAGGCAUUUGAUUUAAAAUUAAAUGAAUUUGGUCCUUAUACCUUAGAUUAUUCUAGAAAUGGUACACAUUUACUUAUUGGUGGUAUGAAAGGUCAUGUUGCAGCUAUGGAUUGGAGAAAAGGUGCUCUAAGUGCAGAAUUACAUUUAGGUGAAACUAUUAAUGCAGUUAAAUAUUUACAAAAUGAACAAUAUUUUGCUGUUGCACAGAAAAAAUAUACAUUUAUUUAUGAUCAUGAAGGUACAGAAUUACAUAGAAUGAAACAACAUAUUGAUGUUAAACAUUUAGAUUUUUUACCAUAUCAUUAUUUAUUAGUUACUGGUGGUAAUACCGGGUUUAUUAAAUAUCAAGAUGUUUCAACUGGGUUAUUAGUUAAUGAAAUUAGAACUAAAAUGGGUCCAACUACUGCAAUGAAACAAAAUCCAUAUAAUGCUAUAAUGCAUUGUGGUAACUCCACAGGUGUUGUUUCAUUAUACAGUCCAGCUGCUAAUGAACCAUUAGUUAAAUUACAAAGUUGUAGAGGUCCAGUUAAAGAUAUUGCAGUGGAUAGAUCAGGUCAUUAUAUGGCAGUUGCAGGUGCAGAUAAAACAUUGAAAAUUUGGGAUAUUAGAAAUUUUAAAGAAUUGUAUUCUUAUUAUACACCAACCCCAGCAUCAAGUUUAGAUAUUUCUGAUGGUGGGUUAUUAAGUGUUUCAUGGGGGCCUCAUGUCACGGUAUGGAAAGAUCCUUUCAAAACCAAGCAAAAUUCACCAUAUAUGAAUCAUUUAAUCCCAGGUUCACAAAUUCAAACUAUAAAAUCAGUUCCAUAUGAAGAUUUCUUAGGUGUUGGACAUCAAUCUGGUGUUUCUAAUUUAAUUGUUCCAGGAUCUGGUGAAGCUAAUUUCGAUGCAUUAGAAGUGAAUCCAUAUGAAACUGCCAAACAAAGACAAGAAUCUGAAGUUCGUUCAUUAUUACAAAAAUUACCUGCCGAUUCUAUUUCAUUAGAUCCAAAUGUUAUAGGUACAGUAGAUAAACGUUCAUCACAACAAAGAUUAAAACCAUCAGAUUUAAAUGAAUUAAGUAAAAAACCAAAUCAAGAUGAUAAAACUGAACCAAGACCUGAUGUUAAAAGUAAAAAUUCUGCAUUGCGUCGUCAUUUAAGAAAAAAAGCAUCAAAUGUUAUUGAUCAAAGAAAAUUAAGAAUAGAGGCUAAUUUAAAGAGAGAAAAAGAAUUAAGAGCUAAAAAAUUAUCACAAAAUAGAGGUGAACCUGAAGAAAAAGAAUUAUUAGGACCUGCAUUAUCAAGAUUUAAAUAG